Messenger RNA from Penicillium odoratum, 831 nucleotides. Its product is annotated as esterase/lipase family protein. The record is from RefSeq and is a predicted model, not a curated record. The transcript has a single exon. Gene Ontology annotation, biological process: lipid catabolic process. Gene Ontology annotation, molecular function: lipase activity. Bases 1 to 831 code for a protein of 276 amino acids. Lineage: Eukaryota; Fungi; Ascomycota; Eurotiomycetes; Eurotiales; Aspergillaceae.
AUGCCUUCAUUGCGUCAACUGUGUACCUCGGCCCUGCUGGCCGCAUCUGCAGCCCACGCAUCAGAAAUCAACGAUUUCUCCUGCGAAAGCUCGUCCAACCCCAUCGUCUUCCUACAUGGCCUGGGUGCCACCUUCUACGAAGAUCUGAACUACAUGCAAUACUGGUUCCAAGCUCAGGGCCACUGCACGUACGCUAAGACCUAUGGAGCUUACGAAGGUUUCCCAUUCGUGGGCGGCCUGAAGGCGAUCAACGAAUCCGCUCCCGAGAUCGCCGCCUACAUCAAAGAGGUUGUCGAGAAGACCGGCAGCAGCAAGGUGAACCUGGUCGGCCACUCCGAAGGUGCUUUCCAAUCCCUCUACGUCCCCAAAUUCGAAGGCGUCUCGGAUCUCAUCGAUAAGAUCGUCGCUAUCGCUCCCCCCACUCACGCCACUACCUUUGCCAACCUCUACGACCUCGCUUACAUCGCCGGUAACUUCUCUCGUGAACUUAUUGGUGAUGUCCUGGAUACUGUGGGCUGUGCUGCCUGUAACGACCUCGGCCCCGACGGUCCUGCUGUUGAGCGUCUGAAUGAUGGAAACCCCAUUGCUCAGACUGGGAACAGCUUGACUGUCAUUGCCUCCAAGUAUGAUGAGCUAGUCACCCCGACCACCACUGCCUUUGUGCAUGAGGAUGGAGUCAACAACAUUUGGGUUCAGACUACCUGCCCUCUUGACCCUGUUGGACACAUUGGUGAGGCCUAUGACUUGAAUGUUUGGAACUUGGUCAAGAACGCUUUGGAGGAUACUCCCGACCGCGAGUUCAUUUGCGUGAUCGGCUCUCCUGGGAAAUAA